AUGUCUUCCUCAACUCAACAACCUGACGUUCCUGCCGAGUCUGUUCAUGCCGUCCAUUUCACUUUGCCUGAUUUCUGGCAACAAGCCCCUGAACUUUAUUUUAUCCGCAUUGAGUCAGCCUUUUACUCCGCCAACAUUACGAAGGAGUUGUCGAAAUACCACAAACUUGUGGAGGUUCUCCCUGCCAAUAUUAUCUCACAAGUUCAACCCUUGUUAGUGAAACCCCCUGUAGACGCUCCCUAUUCUGCUCUGAAGGCGGAAAUCCUUCGUCUCAAUGCUGUAUCUGACCGACAACGCUACCACCAGUUGAUCAAGGCGGAAUCACUGGGCGACCGAAAGCCCUCAGAACUUCUCCGACGAAUGCAUACUCUCUUAGGAGACAUGCAGGUCGAUGAGAAACUCGUUAAAGAGAUGUUUCUAGAGCGGCUGCCUGCAGGGGUCCAAACGAUUUUGGCAUCUGGCUCGCAAGACCUUACGCUUUCACAUCUUGCUGAAAUGGCAGACCGAAUGAUAGAGGUUCAACGGUUCCAGCCACCUUCCGUUGCUCAGAUUUCCACAUCCUCUUCAACGGUUAAGGAGCAGUUACUGCAACAGAUGUCGGCUAUGGCGAAUGAGAUAGCAUCCCUAAAACUACAGCUUGCUCACAUUACCUGUAGUAGCUCACCCAGCCGUCAUCUUUCACGUUCGCAACCUUGCACAGCCAAUUUGUGUUGGUAUCACGCAAACUUUGCCGCCAAGGCUCGCAAACAUUCUUCCCCUUGUUCAUUUAAACCGAAACAGGGAAACCAGCCAGCCAGAGAAUAGACGCGACCGUUUUCUCUGGCUCUCCCAGCUCUGGUCGCACCUUUUAUGUCUGCGACAAUGUGACUCGCAGGCGUUUCCUGGUGGACAUCGGAGCCCAGAUCAGCCUGAUUCCCCCCACACCAGUUGACCGCCGCUGUCCCAGCCCUGGUCUACAUCUCCAAGCUGCAAACUGUUCCACCAUUUCCACUUUUGGUAGUCGUUCCCUAACGCUAAACAUUGGUUUACGUCGAUCUUUCUCCUGGAUAUUUGUGAUUGCCGAUGUGCCUCAUGCGAUCCUUGGUUCCGACUUCCUAGCUGAGUUUGAUCUCCUUGUUGACUGUCGGCGUUCCUGUCUCCUCGACCGCACAACUGGUCUUUCUGUCCGCGGUCAAAGACACUUCAAUGACUCCUGCAAUUUAUCUGUUCUGGAAACAGGUAUUGCUUGCCCAUACUGAGACCUGCUCCUCCAACACCCCAACAUAAUCAAACCCCAGUUUCGCAGUGGUGAGAUCCAGCAUGACGUUUUCCACCACAUUCGCACCCCUGGCCCCCCAGUAUUCGCACGGCCUAGACGACUGGCUCUGUCCCGUCUGCAAGCGGCGAAGGCCGAAUUUGAGCACAUUCUGCAAUUGGGCAUAAUUCGGCCGUCCGAGAGUCCAUGGGCGUCCCCUCUGCAUAUGGUGCCAAAGGCGACAUCAGACGACUGGCGGCCCUGUGGUGACUAUCGCGCCCUCAACAAUGCGACCAUCCCGGAUCGUUAUCCCGUUCCUCAUCUUCAAGAUUUUGCUGGAGCUUUUUUCGGCAAAUCGGUUUUCUCGAAAAUUGACCUUGUUCGGGCUUUCCAUCAGAUUCCUGUCGCUCCUGAGGAUGUUCCCAAAACUGCCGUCACCACACCAAUCGGCCUGUUCGAAUUUAUUCGCAUGCCAUUUGGUCUUCGCAAUGCUGCCCUAACAUUUCAGAGGUUCAUUGACCGAGUCCUACGUGGUCUCCCGUUUGUGUACGCCUACAUCGAUGACCUCUUGGUGGCCAGUCGAAAUGCCGAGGAACACAAAGAGCAUCUUGCCUUAGUGUUUGACAGCCUCGAUCAGUUUGGCGUGGUCAUUAACCCUUCGAAGUGUGUUCUGGGUGUGCCGUCCCUUGAUUUUCUUGGUCACCAUGUCGAUGCACAAGGUUUGCGUUCCCUCUCUUCCAAGGUGUAGGCCAUUCGUGACUUUCCUCCACCAACCUCCAAGCGUCAUUUGCAACGUUUCCUUGGCAUGGUAAACUUUUAUCGCCGGUUCCUACCGAACUGUGCCGACCUUAUGCUGCCACUCACCAACUUGCUCUUUGGUCCCAAGGGUCCCCUUGAUUUACGUGGCUACGCGCUGACUGCUUUUGAGAGAAUAAAGACCUCCCUUCCUGACGCUACCUUGCUCACUCAACCUGCUCCAGAAGCCCCAUUGUCCCUGAUGGUUGAUGCUUCGACCGUUGCCGUAGGAGCAGUCCUCCAACAGCAUAUCGACGACUCGACACGACCGUUGGCAUUCUUCUCCAAGAAGCUUUCACCUGCCGAGACGAGAUAUAGCACGUUUGGCCGUGAACUUCUUGCCAUUUACCUAGCCGUAAAACAUUUCCGACACUUCCUUUAG
Molecule: messenger RNA, 2411 nt
Organism: Spirometra erinaceieuropaei
Lineage: Eukaryota; Metazoa; Platyhelminthes; Cestoda; Diphyllobothriidea; Diphyllobothriidae
Source: the annotation of a GenBank genome assembly